AUGUCUGAAAUAUUCCAUCCUCAGGCCGCUCCAGAUCCAGGAGAGCUGCUUUCUCUCAGACGGCUGGUCAGGAGAUUUGGAGACCCGGUUCUGAUGACCGUCAGGCUCACAGGAAGAAAGCGUGGCAGAGCGGCAGCCAGCAGAGGCCAGAUGAUGGACGUCCGUCCACUUCAUCUAAACGCUCUCGCAGAGUUGUGUUUUCAUUUGUUUUUCUUCAUUUCUGAAAAACCUACAGAAUGUAGGAAGAGGAAAGGAGCUGGUUCUUUGCUCAACAGGGUAUGGAAGGCUACGAAGAGUUAUUUCCACUGCUGUUGCCACAGUUGUGCUGUGGAUGUUGUGGAGCCUUUUGUCCCUCCACCAGAUCUGGAGCCAAAGCCUGAUCCUGAGCCUUCAUCCCCUGCACCAGAUCCCUCCGGCGUCAAGCCGAAUAAUGGUCGCUCCAGAUCCUUGAGAACUGCUUCCACAGAUUCUUCACCGGGAAUCACGUCACCAUCAUCUUUGUCCCUCUCUAAGGACAAUGUAGAGAGGAGGUUCUGUGGAGAGUGGUUAAGCCUUAGCAGCAGAGGCUCGUACAUCGUUGAAUGGAGGUGGAGUGGUGAUAUUUCGGAUAGCCGAAACGAACAGAGCGGUUGCAGCAACUGCUGUUUGUCCAGGUCCGAAAGCCUCGAAGGGUUUCUGUGCCCUCCACUGCCAGGUCAAGUUCCUGUCGAGCCAACAGAGACAGAGACAAACGUCCGAACUGCUCAGGGUGCCAUGGAGGAUUCUCCAGUGAACAAGAGCUCAACAGAGUCCUUUGAGUCUCUCUAUAACAUGGGAAAGAUGAUUGGAUCCGGAGGAUUUGGCAGGGUGUACAAUGCAACACGCAAAUUUGAUGGCAAAAAGGUUGCCAUCAAGCGGAUGCGUAAGAUUGACAAUGAUCGUUGUCUUAAUAUUGUAAGUUGCCUAAAACCUGAAUAUGUAUUUAGCUGUUUAAGUGCAGAUUACUGUAUACAAAUAAAUACCAACAAAUAA
Messenger RNA from Rhinichthys klamathensis goyatoka, 1011 nucleotides. RefSeq lists its product as uncharacterized. The record is from RefSeq and is a predicted model, not a curated record. Gene Ontology annotation, biological process: regulation of mitotic cell cycle; protein autophosphorylation; negative regulation of apoptotic process. Gene Ontology annotation, molecular function: ATP binding; protein serine/threonine kinase activity. The coding region runs from base 1 to 1011 and encodes 336 amino acids. The transcript is spliced from 6 exons. Gene Ontology annotation, cellular component: cytoplasm. Lineage: Eukaryota; Metazoa; Chordata; Actinopteri; Cypriniformes; Leuciscidae.